AUGCUGAAUAUGGUCAUAUCCGCUCACAUUCAAUCGCUCGACACUCCAUUAGCAUGCGAAAUUCUGCGCUAUCUUUAUGUAGAUAACGUGCUAAUGACUGCACACAAUGAAGAGAAAGCAGUCCAGAAAAAUCACGAGUCCAAAAAACUUUUCGCUGCAAUCGGUAUGAACCUGAGAUCUUUCAUCAGCAAUGCAAGUGCAGUCAACGCACAGCUAGACGAAUCGACGCGACAGAGCGCCUUGCGGUCCAAUGAAACUGCUUGGAGUGAGCUACAACCCAAUAGCAGACGUCUUCUCAUUCUCCGUGAAUAA
Molecule: messenger RNA, 312 nt
Organism: Ostertagia ostertagi
Lineage: Eukaryota; Metazoa; Nematoda; Chromadorea; Rhabditida; Trichostrongylidae
Source: the annotation of a GenBank genome assembly